Messenger RNA from Maudiozyma saulgeensis, 1485 nucleotides. NCBI's taxonomy places the organism in Eukaryota, Fungi, Ascomycota, Saccharomycetes, Saccharomycetales, Saccharomycetaceae. The record is from the annotation of a GenBank genome assembly.
AUGCACAGAACAUAUUUUGUUGGGCUAAUGUACAAUUUUAAUCCAAAUAUGUUAAAAGUUAGGGUUAAAAUUUCACCUUUAAGAAAUCAAUUAUUUAAAACGAAUACAAUUAACCUUCAAAUAAGCAAACGAGGUUUUCAUAAUUCUAACCUUUUAAAUAAACCAGAACAAGAAUAUAAAAUUAAAGAUAUAAAGAUUUCGCAAAGUGAAACUUCUCAAGAUAUAUCUUUUCUAAAAUCCUUAGCUCAAGGUUUCUAUUCCCAUACUCAUAGUCAUCAAACCAAUAACAUUGCAUCACAUUCUCAUGGACAUUCACAUGGCCAUUCACAUAGUCAUUCACAUUCGAAUCCUAUGUUGGUUCUAGAUGCUGAAGAGAUAAGAAAAAAUGCAGGCGUGAGAGUCACCUGGAUAGGUCUAGGGAUUAAUGUUGCCAUAGCUGUUGGGAAAUUUAUUGGUGGUAUAGUGUUUCAUUCGCAAGCUUUGUUUGCCGAUUCCAUUCAUGCAUUAAGCGAUAUGGUAUCAGAUUUCUUAACAUUAUUUUCUGUUCGUUUAGCUGCCAAUAAACCUACAGUAGAUUAUCCAUUUGGUUACGGUAAGAUUGAAACAGUAGGUUCAUUAGCUGUAUCUACUAUCCUAAUGACAGCAGGUAUUUCUAUUGGAUGGUCCUCAUUGUGUACAAUUGUAGGUCCUAUUAUUCCACAUACAAUUAUUGAAACAUUAGUAAUGUUCGGCUCUGGGUCUCAUGACUCAGUACAAUCGACAGUAUCAGAUGCAACAGCAAUACAAGAGGUCACAAAUGUUAAUGCUGCAUGGAUUGCAGCAUUAUCUAUUGUUGCUAAAGAAUGGAUCUUCCGAGUAACAAAGAAAGUAGCCAUCGAAACCAAAUCUAAUGUUCUUAUGGCCAACGCCUGGCAUCACCGUGUGGACUCAUUAACCUCUUUGGUUGCGUUAGUCACUAUUUCAUCAGGAUAUUUGUUUAACAUUCAAUCGCUGGACACCAUUGGUGGUCUUAUCGUUUCUGGUUUAAUUGUGAAGGCUGGUACAGAAGGUAUGAAUACCUCAAUAAGGGAAUUAAUCGAUCAAUCCCUGGAGAAAGAUGAUGAAAUGUAUGAAGAGAUAGAGCAUACUUUAAUUGAUUCAUUGCAUGAGCUUGCUCAUAGCUUAAACUCAUCACCAUUACAAUUGGAUGAAUUAAUAGUUUUGGCAUCCGGACCAAAUUUAAUGGCACAUGCAAAGAUUAUUGUUCCUUCAAGUAAAUCUCAUAUUUUCACUAUUAGUGAAUUAUCUAGAGUCUCGAAUAAUAUACGUUCAACACUAGAAAAAAAUGUCGAUAAUUUCAAAGAAAUUAAGAUUGAAUAUGUGGAGGAAAAUAACAACCCUGAAUUGAAGUUCACUCCAUACAAUGCAAAUUUAGUAUCGGUAGAGCAUACAACAACGCAUAGUCAUAGUCACACUACAUCAACUCCACACACACACUUACAUUAG